GUGGUCCUCCUAAAAAAGGGUCCAGACUGAGGUUGUGGGUUCGAGUCCCAUCGCGAUCGAAUUUUUUUAUUUUUAUUUUUGCCCUGGGGGCCUUGAUUUCUUGUUGCUGCUUGUCUGGCUUUAUUAUUUUGUGGAAAAGAACUUGAACCUCUGCCAUGCGCCGCUGGUUUCCAUUUCUGGGACAUGUGCUGGCAUUUAAUUCGACGACCAUCAGUACGCGGACGGCACUUGACCUCCGGCUGCCGGGUCCUAUUCCCGGCCUUUGGCGAUCGGCAGACCGUGGCGGCGCGCUACGACAUGGCGGCUUCGCUUCGCCGCCGAAACCGGUAGAGUUGUUGCAGUGCAGCCAAGGCGACCGAUCUCCAUGCAGCUCGCGAUCCGUCUCACAGACAGACAGACGAUGGGAUGGAUUUAGGAGUGAAUGCCUGCGGAUGAAAUAGCCCAGGGUCAGACUUUGGCCAAUGCCCCGUCAGCAUCUUAGGCGACUGGAAGCGGCGCAAGAAGGUGGCCGCAUCUGCACCGGCCUAAGACGGUGGUCAGGAGGAGGCCCGGGACGGUGGGUGGAUGGCUCUUUGCGACUUGUCCUAAUUAGGGGGCCACAACGUGCACAUGUACGGAUCAAGCAGGCAAACCGUUGAUCCCAAAAGGGCAUUUUCACCUUCUAGAUAGGUUGUCGUGCGAACCUUUGAACCCCGCCAUGGCAUUGUGAACCAGGCCAUCUGAAGGUCUCGACCAAAGUGUGUGCCAUAACAGAUGGCAGAGGCUGGUUGGUUAAGAACCAGCGAACGGGGCAUGCAGGAGAAAACAUCUGGUGCGCUUUAUGUGCCCUGGGCGAAAACUUUGAUCUUGCAUGGCGGUGGUAAG
Molecule: messenger RNA, 864 nt
Organism: Lasiosphaeria miniovina
Lineage: Eukaryota; Fungi; Ascomycota; Sordariomycetes; Sordariales; Lasiosphaeriaceae
Exons: 1
Coding region: 156-440 (94 amino acids)
Source: RefSeq, a predicted model, not a curated record